GCGCCAGACGUCAGUCAAUACAAAUAAACAAAUUAACUUGCAAGUGACAUCAAUCGAGUUUUCGAAUAUUAGUUAUUGGAGGUUGUUUCCUUCUAGGAACAACCGAGGUUGUCUCCGUAGAAACAUAUGAUGACUUGAUUAAAAUUACAGAAGUUCAUGGUUAAAUUUGUUUUGUUUAAUGAAAAUAUGCCACGAAUGUAGUUGAGUUUAAUAUAAAAACUUUUAAAAGUGCAAUAAUUGUGUAUAAUAUUUUGGUGAUUGUUGAUUCUUUAAUAUGCAAUAGAUAAUUUAUUAUAAUUUAAGUCUUACUAACUGUUCAUAUUUAUCAUAACCAUGGCUAUGUCAAAUUUAUACUCCAAAAUCUCAACGAAACCAGUGAAGAGGGCCCAGCAGGAAAAGGAAACUUUGCCAAUGAACCAAACAAAUACUUGGCUGAAUGCUGAAACCCUUUUUAAUGGGCCCCUUAGCCAUUCCCCUCCUCAAAUGGUGUCUCAGAGGGAAGGCAUGCAAGUUAUUCAGCCAAACAGUUCUCCCGGAUCACCAUUUUCGAGUCCAUGUGUGUCACCAGUCAAUCCUUCAGGUACCCUGGACUCCAAUUGGCAAGCCAUAAAGCCAACUGUGAGAGAAAGAAAUGCGGCGAUGUUCAACAAUGAACUUAUGUCUGAUGUGAAGUUCGUUGUUGGAACACCGAAUAACACUCAAGUUGUCCCUGCACAUAAAUAUGUAUUGGCUACAGGGAGCUCUGUAUUUUAUGCCAUGUUCUAUGGUAGUUUAGCCGAAUGUAAGGAAGAAAUAGAAGUACCUGAUGUUGAACCAUCAGCUUUUUUGACUCUACUAAAAUACUUGUAUUGUGAUGAAAUUCAAUUGGAGGCUGAUAAUGUCCUUGCCACAUUAUAUGUAGCGAAAAAAUAUAUAGUCCCCUAUUUAGCUCGAGCCUGUGUAAAUUUUUUAGAGACCAGCCUUACAGCAAAAAAUGCAUGUCUUCUCUUGAGCCAAUCACGCCUUUUUGAGGAACCUGAGCUGAUGCAACGCUGUUGGGAGGUGAUAGAUGCUCAGGCAGAAAUAGCACUCAAGUCAGAAGGAUUCACAGAAAUUGACAGAUCUACAUUAGAAUCAGUUUUGGCCAGAGAAACCCUCAACUGCAAAGAAAUGAAUUUAUUAGAGGCUACGCUAAACUGGGCAGGUGCUGAAUGUGCACGUCAAGAUAUUCCAUCGACUCCCCAAAAUAAGAGAAAAGUACUAGGGAACUCACUUUAUCUCAUCAGGAUUCCUACAAUGCCAUUAGAAGAAUUUGCGAAUGGAGCUGCACAGAAAGAAAUACUUACUCAACAGGAGACAAUUGAUAUAUUUUUUCAUUUCACAGCUAACUAUAAACCUACUCUUCAAUUCCCAACAAAGCCCAGAGCCGGUUUGAAAUCUCAAGUAUGUCAUAGAUUCCAAUCGUGUGCGUACAGAUCAAAUCAGUGGCGAUAUAGAGGUCGCUGCGAUAGCAUUCAAUUCUCAGUCGAUAGGCGAAUUUUUGUGGUUGGUUUUGGGCUCUACGGAUCCUCGAAUGGUGCAGCUGACUAUAUGGUCAAAAUUGAGCUUAAGCGACUUGGACGGGUUCUUGCAGAAAAUAACACCACAUUCUUUUCGGAUGGCUCAAGCAAUACCUUUCAUGUUUAUUUUGAGAACCCAAUACAAAUCGAACCAGAAUCUUUUUAUACUGCCUCUGUAAUAUUGGAUGGUAAUGAAUUGAGCUAUUUCGGUCAAGAAGGUAUGAGUGAAGUUACUGUGGGUCAAGUGACAUUUCAGUUUCAAUGUUCAUCUGAGAGUACGAAUGGUACUGGAGUGCAAGGUGGACAGAUACCUGAAUUGAUAUUCUAUGGACCUAAUUAUGAAGAUUUGUAAUUAUUAUUUAUAUGCUGAAAUUUGUUUAUAAUAUUCCCUUGAUAUGUUUUAUACUUGCUUGACUUUAUUCUUGUAGUAUUAACUUGAAACGGUUUAAUGAUGGUGAUACAUUUGAAAACGAUGAAAAUAAUAAUUAUUAUUUAGAUACCAAUAUUUUUUUCACAUUUAUGGAUUUUACUUCCCAAUGAGCACUAGAAGCCUCCAUAUUUAAGCAUAAUACUAAUUGAAAUUCAUGACCAUUCAAUUAUUAGAGUAUACAAUAAUAUAAGAGUCUAUUGCAGGUUAGCUAUCCGAACUAGUCUUUAAUCAAGAUUAAAAUUUAUAUAAUAAUUUAUGAAUUGGGGAAUAUAUUUCUGCCAGGUUGUCUAUCGAAACAUUUAUUCAAAGUAUUUUCAAUUAAAAUAAUAGCAAUUAAGUAUUUUGAAAAAUUUUAUCUCUUUUUUCAAAUAGUAUAUAAUCUACUGAACAAAUUGGAAAUUUAUGUUUGCCGUAGUUCAGGUGUAGACAAGUAUUCAUUUUUUACAUUUACUUGUUCAAAAGGAAGAAGAGUUAAUGGAUUUUAUUUUUGAUAGAAUACCUUUGCCUAUGUUAAAGUCCCCGCACAUGGGUUGCUAGUUUUUAAUAAGAUUAGAGUAGUAGUGAGUUAUCACCCAUUCUAAUUGAGAAUUGAAAUAUUCAAAUUGUUAGUAAUAGCAAUCAACUUGAGUCUUUUCAUCUUUUAUAUUAUCUUAGGUUCAAUCUAAUUGAGCUCGCCAGGUUAAGUUUGAAGGCUGGGGUAAUAGGCGAAGAAAGAUUGAAUAUAUCGCAGUUAGAAUUUCAUAUGCAACGAUAGGAGGAUAUUAUUCAAAAAUUUAUUGCUCUAAACUUAUUGGAUAUGCAAAUGUAAUAAACUUAGAUAUUUAUUCUGUUAA
Harmonia axyridis is the source of this 2801-nucleotide messenger RNA. RefSeq names its product BTB/POZ domain-containing protein 6-like. Gene Ontology annotation, molecular function: protein binding. Gene Ontology annotation, biological process: neurogenesis. Gene Ontology annotation, cellular component: cytosol. The transcript has 5 exons. NCBI's taxonomy places the organism in Eukaryota, Metazoa, Arthropoda, Insecta, Coleoptera, Coccinellidae. The record is from RefSeq and is a predicted model, not a curated record. Bases 334 to 1890 code for a protein of 518 amino acids.